Protopterus annectens (West African lungfish) is the source of this 3089-nucleotide messenger RNA. Its product is annotated as protocadherin gamma-A4-like. The record is from RefSeq and is a predicted model, not a curated record. NCBI's taxonomy places the organism in Eukaryota, Metazoa, Chordata, Ceratodontiformes, Protopteridae. The transcript is spliced from 2 exons. The coding region runs from base 506 to 2938 and encodes 810 amino acids. Gene Ontology annotation, cellular component: plasma membrane. Gene Ontology annotation, biological process: homophilic cell-cell adhesion. Gene Ontology annotation, molecular function: calcium ion binding.
AUUUAUAUGUUAAUUGCUGUAAAGGGUUACAACUGAAAAAAGAUCCAUUUCUUCAUUAUCUAAUGGGCAGCGUUUGAAGAAAUGUAUACAUUUUCACCGUGGAGUGGGGCAACAAUACAUGACUAGUGAGUUUAUCUUUUCGGCUUUUCCCGGUUAGGGGUCGCCACAGCGGUACUCCGGUCCGCUAAUGAUUGUCAGUAGAUUUUUUGAGUACAAAACGAAAAUCUGUGGCUACAUCCCAAAGCACAAUGCCCUACAUUUUCAUAUAAAAGAAAUCUGUGGUGCAUUUUUUAUUUUACACACUGUGGGUCGCUGUAUGACAGCAGGUCAAGUAUUUCCCCUCCACAAUUGUUUUUGUGCUCAAUCAGACCCUUAAGUCCGACUGUCAGAAUGCAAUAACCGUGGGCAGUAUUGCACGGCAGUCACUCGGCUCGUACAGACUUACAAACUUUCCUUUAAACCCGGAGGGCUGUGUUUUCUGUUUAUUUGAAUUAUUUGUGUCGAGAUGGACAGCGCAAUCAGGUAUGGCUGGUGGCGUGUUGGUCAGUACUUAUUUGUAUUCUCAUUUUAUUCACUUCAAUGCUUAUCCUCGGGAAUAAUACACUACUCGAUUCCGGAAGAAGUAGAAAGAGGCUCUUUUGUUGGGCAUAUUGCAACCGAUGUGGGCAUACCUCUGGAAGAUGUAAUACCUCGCCGGUUCCGUGUUACCGCAACGGCCAAGAAUCGUUUCUUCAGUGUUAAUUUGGACACCGGGGACCUUUACGUAACAGAAAGAAUAGACAGGGAGCACAUAUGUGGAAAAAUGCCUGUAUGUCUCUUGGCAUUUGAGGCUGUUGCUGAAAAUCCAUUGCAGGUAUUUGCAGGAGAGGUUGAAAUUCAGGACAUCAAUGACAAUCCCCCGGUGUUCCUUCCUGAUGAAAUUAAAUUAAGCAUCAGUGAGCUGACAUAUCCAGGAGCCCGUUUCCCUCUUGGGCAAGCGGAAGACACCGACACUGGAACAAAUGCAGCUCUUCAUUAUGAGUUGAAACCAACUGAAUAUUUUAAUUUACUUGUAAUGGGUAGUGGAAGCAGCCAGUACAUAGAGCUUGUUCUAAAUAAGACUUUGGAUCAUGAGAAAAUAAAUGAACAUUCCUUGGUCCUUACAAUAAAAGAUCAAGGGGUUCCUAAGAGAUCUGGUACUGCGCAAAUACAGAUCAACGUUGUGGACGUGAAUGAUAACAUACCAGUAUUUAGUCAAAAAGUCUACAGGUCUAAUCUGAAAGAAAAUAUGCCCAAAGGUACAUUGGUUGUUAAAGUAAGUGCCACUGACGGUGAUGGAGGAUCACACGGAGAGGUAAGGUACACUUUUAAAAAAAUAACAGACACAGCACGUUCUUUGUUUAAAUUGCACCCUGUUACUGGGGACAUAAUCUUAGAUGGGGUUCCUGACUUUGAGGAAGCAGAACGGUUUGAAAUAACUGUUGAGGCUAAAGAUGGUGGCGGACUGACUGCACUCUGUGAGGUGUUUGUUGAAAUUGUUGAUCAGAACGAUAACGCACCUCAGAUAACGAUUUCCCCUGUUGUUAGUGAACUUUCAGAAGAUUCAUUACCUGGCAUCAUUAUUGCGUUUGUAAACGUUGUUGAUCUGGAUUCCAGUGAAAAUGGAGAAGUUGUCUGUAAUGUGCAAGAAUAUGUUCCAUUUAAACUAUUGCCAUCAUUCAAAAAUUACUAUACAUUGGAGUUAAAUGGUUCCCUCGACAGAGAAGAGGUCCCUGAGUACAAUAUAACAAUUAUAGCUGUUGAUAAAGGCUCUCCACCUCUUUCAACUCUCAAAAUCCUCUACCUUCGGAUUUCUGAUAUAAACGACAACCCACCUCUGUUUUCUAAGGGAGAAUAUCAUGCAUAUGUAACUGAAAAUAAUCCAGUAGGAUACGUAAUCCAUACUGUCGAGGCAAAAGACGCUGACUGGAGCCAAAAUGCUCAUAUUACUUAUUCCAUUGCACCAAGUCAUGCAGGGUACUCUUUAAUCUCAUCUUGUGUAUCUAUUAACCCAGACAAUGGUAACAUUUAUGCUUUGCGUUCCUUUGAUUAUGAGGCAUUCAGGGACUUUCAGGUCAUGGUUAAAGCGGUUGAUGGUGGUUCACCAUCACUCAGUACCAACGUCACGGUAAACAUCUUUAUUCAAGAUGAGAAUGACAAUAUUCCUAAAAUCUUAUACCCAUUGCCAAGUGAUGAAACUUCUACAGGCAUUGAGGUAGUGCCCCCUCUAGCAGAAACAAAUUAUCUUGUGACUAAAGUGGUAGCAGUGGAUGCUGACUCUGGACAGAAUGCUUGGCUUUCUUAUCAGCUAUUAAGAGCGACAGAUGCCAACCUUUUCAAAGUAGGAUAUCACACUGGCGAAAUUAGGACAUCCGGUUCAGUUCUAGCAAAAGAACCAUCUAAACAAACUCUUUUUAUUCUAGUGAAAGACAAUGGACAGCCACCCCAUUCCUCCACAGCCACUGUCACUGUAUUUAUAGCAGAUAGCAUACCUCAAUCUCUUUUGGAUACCAGCAGCUCUUCAGAAAAUAGAGACCAAGACUCAAAUAUAACCCUAUAUUUGGUGAUAUCUGUAAUUUCUGUGUCUGCUUUGUUUCUUUGUUUCAUUGUAAUUAUAGUUAUCAUCAAAGUCCAGAGAUGGAGACAGUCAUCUUUGCUUCAGACAUCAUUUGUAGACUACAACUUUCAGCCUUCAAACUAUGAAGAAGUACAAUCUAAAGGACUUGGCCAUACACCUUACAUCCAUGAGGUUUGCUUAACUUCUAAUCCUGGUAGGACUGAGUUUCAGUUUAUGAGGCCUCUCCUAACAGAUACAAUGGCAGGUAAAAUAGCUACUGGCACUAACAGAUUAGAGCUGUAUCCAAAUGAUGCUCUUUAUGCAGACAGUAAUGCUGUCUCCCAGGAACCUUGCUCUUGUUAAUCUUGAAAACCAGUUCAUUAUGCUAGAAUCCCCAAAUAAGAAGUGGGUAUCAGAAAAUGACCGACUGAAUGAAUGAUUUAUGCACAUUGUGACAACCAUUCAGUAAAUAUUCUUAUUUCAUUUUCUAGUCAAAUAAAGUUAAAGUAUUUUA